Selaginella moellendorffii is the source of this 1047-nucleotide messenger RNA. RefSeq lists its product as uncharacterized. The transcript has 3 exons. The record is from RefSeq and is a predicted model, not a curated record. NCBI's taxonomy places the organism in Eukaryota, Viridiplantae, Streptophyta, Lycopodiopsida, Selaginellales, Selaginellaceae. The coding region runs from base 1 to 1047 and encodes 348 amino acids.
AUGAAGAAGAGGUGUUGCAACACGGGCGAGGAGUGCGCCAAGGCGCUCAAGGUGGUGGAGUGCCACAAGACGAAGAACAAGGGGCUGCCAUUCCCGGUGAGCAACGCCGUGUACAAGGCGCUCCACACACUCAAGGAGGGUCAGGUGGAAAACGAGGUCUACCAGCGGCAAACGGCCGAGUUUCGGCACUAUGGUCCCUGGACUCACGAUGAAUUUGCUUGCGACAAGGAGGCCUACGAGCUGUUUGUGGCGGCGAUGGAGGAGGAGGGGCGGCCGCUUGGCCUGUGGGUGAAGCGGAUGCUUGACGAGAAGGCGCUCUACACCGACGUCAACUACUUGGAGAAGCCGGGGUGGCAAGACUAUCCCUCCUCGCAUUUUUGCGACAAGGGGCGCGAGUGGGUGUUUGGCAGGAUUGACAUCGCGGACGAGGAUGCUCAGGAGAGGAUGUUUCCUUCUCUACUCUCCUACGUCCGUGCGAAUCUAGAAUCGCGUUACACUCCUGGCACUGUGCUUGUGACGGGCAACCGCGAGUUCUACGAGAAAGUUUUGCUGGACGAGGAUCGCAUGGGGCUCCUGGUGGAGACGUUUCUGGAGCGGCACAGGAUCAUCUGCAAGCCGCGCGACCUCAUGCGCAGGGUGUGGUUUGUGAGCAAGGAUCAAAAGGCGAUCAACGUCACGGAGGAGGUCUUGCGCUCGUCUCGGCUCUGUGAUGAAACCAUCGCGUUCUGUUCUUCCUGUCUGGCCCGAAACACCAUUCCCGCAGAGCUUGUGAAUCGCUACAUGAUCGAUCAUCAUCGUCGCGGGCCUCACUGCGGCAAUGCAUGCACCGGAAUCUGGCGCCUUUGGGCCGAUUUCGCCCCUCGAGAAGAACAAGAACGCACUGGAAUUGCCUACAUUUUCAAUCCGGCCCGGUGGAUCCUUGCCCAGAUGCAGCAGCAGACGAUUCAUUCUUCGCGCAAGCAUCUCCCGGGCAGAAUCGGCGCCCAUGGCGCGAAGCUUUCCCUCGCUAAGCUCUCUUCCUCAAACCCUUCUUGUAAUUGUUUUUAG